Messenger RNA from Actinia tenebrosa (Australian red waratah sea anemone), 3177 nucleotides. RefSeq lists its product as uncharacterized. Gene Ontology annotation, molecular function: protein binding; calcium ion binding. Lineage: Eukaryota; Metazoa; Cnidaria; Anthozoa; Actiniaria; Actiniidae. The record is from RefSeq and is a predicted model, not a curated record.
AUGGCAAGCAUUGAAGAAAAUACGAGUAGUCAAUCUAGCAUUAGAAAGACGCUAGAGCGAGUCAAUGAARCUUUAAGAGAAAUAAGGAUGGCAAAGAUUCUGAAAGACAAAGAGCAAGAUACAGCAUUUAUACACAGGAUAAAGCAAAAGGAAGACGAAGGCAAUAGUUCAAACGAGGAUGACAGCGACGGCGGUUGGGAUACAGACCUUGAAUGUCCUUCUGAAAUAGAAGAAAAGCAGAGACCAAGAAGACAAAGUUUUGACUUGGCCGGGAAAGCAGCGUAUCUUCGAGCCUGUAGAAAACUGAAUGUUACACCGAUCUCUUCUUUACUUCAAAAUAUGGAAAAUAAGGAMAUUUUUCUAGCCCAUCAUGGUAUUGGACCACAAGGAGCGAAAGCUUUGGCGAAGGCAUUAGCAAAGAGCACUACGGUCGAGAAGUUGAACUUGGAAGAGAAUGGUAUUCAGGAUCAAGGAGCAGAGUAUUUUGCUGUAAUGUUAAAAGAAAAUUGUUACAUAACCGAGCUAAACUUGGCGGGAAACGCACUCAAUUCUCGUGGUGCAGUUGCUAUGAGUAACGUGAUGACCGAAAACAUCUACCUGAGAAGACUGGAUUUAUCUUUUAACGAAUUCAAUGACAGAGACGCGACUUCAUUAGCCUAUGGACUAAAGAAGACCGCAACCCUAAAACAUCUAAGGCUCAGCCACAAUUCUUUUUGUGAAACCGGGGGAGAAAUCUUAGCUAAGGGGAUUGAAGACAACGACUCACUGGAAACCUUGGAUUUGAGUUGGAAUCAUUUAAGACUGAAAGGCGCGAUAGCUAUUUGCAAGGCAAUUGGAGAAAACAUAUCAUUAGCGUCUCUAGAUUUGUCAUGGAAUGGCUUCGCAGACGAAGGUGCCGCAGCUAUGGGACAAGCUCUUAAGAAGAACAACACCCUGACUGAACUUGAUCUCAGCCACAAUCGAAUAACUAAACGAGGAGCCUUGGAACUCGCAAAGGGACUGGAGAAGAAUAACACUCUUCGUCUUCUUAGAAUGGGUUUCAAUUUUCUGGAAAGAGCUGGAUCAUUUGCUCUACUUCGCGCAAUGAAAAACAAUGCUGAAACAGAGAGCGAAGAGCUGCACGUAAACAACGUUAUUCUUGGAAAAGACCCAACAGAUUUACCUGAAGACUUCGAAAUCAACCAUCAAGAAUUUCAGAUUGCUUUUGAAAAUACUCCCUUAGAAAAAAGCCUGCGAGGAAUAGAAGAUGGUGAAAACAAGAAGAAGAAGACGAAACAUGCGCUGCUUCAAAUCGUAAAGAAUUAUUUGAUAGAAAAACGCCUCAGAGCUGUCGACUUGUUUAACAGUAUGGACAAAGACAAAUCAAAAGCAAUCGAGCCAGAUGAAAUGUUCAAAGGUUUGAAACAAGCCCAAGUGCCACUGAGCGAUGCACAGAUACACAAGUUUAUUGAACUGCUGGACAAAAACUGCAAUGGCGAAAUCGAUUAUCAAGAAUUUGCAGCAAUUCAACUCACGUUGUUUAGCUCUAUUAGGCCCUAUGUGCCUGCCAUAUAUUUAGGCGCGAGGAGGAUAGAAUUAAAUGAAUUUGUAAGAAAUCUAGUUAUGCAGUCAUUAAAUUUGAAUGUUUCGUGUUUGCAGCCCAAGAACGAAUACGACACAACAGGGAGAACCAUGUACUUAAGAGCCUGCGAUAAACUAGGGAUUGUGCCAGCGUCCUACUUUGUGCGUCACAUGAUACAACCUGACAUGACCAUGAUGCAUCACGGCCUGGGUCCUGCAGGAAUCCACGCUAUUGCACUGGCAUUGGUGUACAACACCACCAUUACCAGCCUUAACAUUCGAGAUAACGGAAUAGGAGAUACUGGAGGGGAAACGAUAGCAAAAUUACUACGAGAAAAUUAUUAUAUAACUGAACUGGACAUAUCUGAGAACCAGAUAGAGCUUGGUGGAUGUUACGAGAUGGCGGAGACACUAAAAAUCAACGAUACUCUCACGAAACUUAGCAUGGCUGGGAACAACUUACAGGACAAGGAAGCCGAGAUUCUGUUACACGCUAUUAUGACUAAUUCAACCAUCACGUACCUUGAUUUAAGCAACAACAAACUCUCAAACAAGUCAUGUGAAUGGUUUGGGAAACUCUUAGAUGAAAACUGUACUAUCACAUUUAUUGAUUUGAGUUGGAAUCAUAUUCAGGUUGCGGGCGCACAGAUACUUGCCCGAGGUGUACGAGGUAACAUGAUGUUGAAGACGUUGAAGCUGGCAUGGAAUGGCAUCAUUGAUGAUGGUGCAACAGCCUUUGCUAAAGCUUUAAUAGACAACAGAGUAUUAACAGAACUAGACCUGGGUAGCAACAGAAUCACUGAUCAUGGUGCUAAAGCUUUGGUGCGGACACUUCUAGUUAAUAAUUCUCUAGAGAUUUUAAAUCUUGGAAAAAAUAACAUCCAAGAAGAUGGCGCAUGCGCUCUUCUCCGUGCAGUAAUGAACAGUUCAGAUUCAAAGAUUGCAAAGUUAGACCUGACCGGUGCGAGGAUUAACGACGAAUUUCAUCAAAUAUUAGAAGAGUUUGAAAACCAAGAGCGCAAUGUUACUAUAGUAACCGAUCAUGCCCCAGAAUCUCGACCAAGAUCAGAAACACCAGACCCGAGCACCCUUUUGAGAAACUAUCUAGCUAAGGAACACGUACGAAUAGUUGACUUGUUUAGGAAGCUAGACCGCGAUCAGAGUAUGCAGGUUAGUGUCCGGGAAUUCGUGGAGGGUCUGAGGAACUCUGAUGUUGGGCUCACUACAUUCGAAGUCGAGAAAAUGAUUGAAGCUUUAGAUGUGGACGAUGAUGGUGAGAUUGAUUAUAGUGAGUUUGUGUCGAUACAAGGAAUGUGGCAAAAACCAGAAACGAAGCACAAAAAUGAUCGGAGAAUGUCUAAAAAAGUUUAGAAGCAAAACAGGUGCCUAAUGUAGCUAAUAGUUUAAUAGUUUUGCACCAUUAAGGGCCAAAUGCAAAGGAAUAAUAUGGUGUCAAUGCAAAGUAUACACUUGUUCACUUCAUAGUGAAUGGAGCGGAGCAGAAUGGUUUGGAAACUCCAUAAAACAAAGCUAUUGUUUUGCGUUUGAUGUUGAAACGUACCAUCACGUGAUACUGACCCUGCACUAUGGACCAAAGCAAGUAUGGCUGAAAAUACU